GGCAGGUGGGAUAAAUUCAAUUACUGUCCAUUGCUUUGUUUUGACAUUUAACACGUAUAGACUAGAGCUUCAUUCAGCAGUUCCCAACUCAGCCACCAAUUACGGUGACUUUGAAGGCUUACAAAUGAGCAACCCUAAUUAACCUGAUUUUUUGCUGAUAAUCACUCUCAAUGGAAUCAAAUCACAAAUCCGGGGACGGAUUGAGCGGCACCCAGAAGGAAGCAGCCCUCCGCGCCCUGGUCCAGCGCACAGGAUAUAGCUUGGUCCAGGAAAAUGGACAAAGGAAAUAUGGCGGCCCUCCACCGGGCUGGGAUGCAGCACCCCCAGAAAGAGGCUGUGAAAUUUUUAUUGGAAAACUUCCCCGAGACCUUUUUGAGGAUGAACUUAUACCAUUAUGUGAAAAAAUUGGUAAAAUUUAUGAAAUGAGGAUGAUGAUGGAUUUUAAUGGCAACAAUAGAGGGUAUGCCUUUGUAACUUUCUCCAAUAGACAGGAAGCCAAGGAUGCAAUCAAGCAACUUAACAACUACGAAAUUAGAAAUGGGCGUCUCUUAGGGGUGUGCGCCAGUGUGGACAACUGCCGAUUGUUUGUGGGGGGAAUCCCAAAGACCAAGAAGAGAGAAGAAAUCCUAGCAGAGAUGAAAAAGGUCACCGAAGGAGUUGUCGACGUGAUUGUGUACCCGAGCGCUGCCGACAAAACCAGAAACCGGGGCUUCGCCUUUGUGGAGUACGAGAGUCAUCGGACAGCUGCCAUGGCCCGAAGGAAGUUGCUGCCAGGAAGGAUUCAGUUAUGGGGUCAUCCUAUCGCAGUAGACUGGGCGGAGCCCGAGGUGGAGGUGGACGAGGACACGAUGUCCUCCGUGAAAAUCCUGUACGUGAGAAACCUGAUGCUGUCUACCUCGGAAGAGAUGAUUGAGAAAGAAUUCAACAAUAUUAAACCAGGUGCUGUGGAGAGAGUAAAGAAGAUUCGAGACUAUGCUUUUGUGCACUUCAGUAAUCGAGAAGAUGCAGUAGAGGCUAUGAAGGCUUUAAAUGGGAAGGUGCUGGAUGGGUCCCCCAUUGAAGUGACGCUAGCCAAACCAGUGGAUAAAGACAGUUAUGUUAGGUACACCCGAGGCACGGGUGGAAGAGGCACCAUGCUGCAAGGAGAGUACACUUACUCUCUGGGCCAUGUUUAUGAUCCCGCCACAACCUACCUUGGAGCUCCUGUCUUCUAUGCUCCUCAGGCCUAUACAGCAAUCCCCGGCCUUCAUUUCCCAGCCACCAAAGGACACCUUGGAAACAGGGCCAUUAUCCGAGCCCCUUCUGUUAGAGAAAUUUACAUGAAUGUACCUGUAGGGGCCGCGGGAGUGAGAGGACUGGCCGGCCGGGGCUAUUUGGCCUAUACAGGCCUGGGUCGUGGAUACCAGGUCAAGGGAGACAAGAGAGAAGACAAACUCUAUGACAUGUUACCUGGAAUGGAGCUCACCCCAAUGAAUCCUGUCACUUUAAAACCCCAAGGAAUUAAACUUGCUCCCCAGAUAUUAGAAGAAGUUUGUCAGAAAAACAACUGGGGACAACCAGUGUAUCAGCUGCACUCGGCCACUGGACAAGAUCAAAGACAACUUUUCUUAUACAAAAUAACCAUUCCUGCCCUGGCCAGCCAGAAUCCUGCAAUCCACCCCUUCACGCCUCCGAAGCUCAGUGCUUACGUGGAUGAAGCAAGGACCUACGCGGCCGAGUACACCCUGCAGACGCUGGGCAUUCCCACCGACGCGGCCGAUGCCCCCACCGCGGCGGCUGCCGCCACCGCCUUCCCAGGAUACGCUGUCCCCAGUGCAACGGCGCCUGUGUCCGCAGCCCAGCUCAAGCAAGCGGUGACCCUUGGACAGGAUUUGGCAGCAUAUACAACGUAUGAGGUCUACCCCACUUUUGCAGUGACUGCCCGAGGGGAUGGAUAUGGAACCUUCUGAAGAUAGUUUUAAGUUAAGAAAUACACAGAACUCUAUCCAGAAGAAAUAAACCUCUCGUUCAGUUUCCUUAUAUGAUCACAAGUCCUACUUUUCCUAAAGAGAUGCCUUUCUGGAGACUGCUCAGCUUAUGCUAAUGGUAGAAUCAAGACAUGAGGACAUAUUCCUGGUGAAAUCAAGUAUCAAGAAGCCUCUUGUCCACCAUAAAGCUUAAGAGCCAUUGUCCCCAAAAGUUGGUUCUCCCAGGUUCCUGAGGGUCUUGGGCGUGUGUUUAUGCUCCCUGACGACGAGAAGAGAGGGUUUUUAACCAGCAAGUGUUCAGGGGCUGAGCCGACCCAGCCAGUCAGGAGCAACAAAGGGAGGCAAGCAAACUCCAGAGCCUUAACCCCAGCUCACAGUUGCUUCUGUAAUACACAAAGUCAUGACCAGGCAGCGGUAGGGUGAGAGGAUGAUUUUAUAGAAAUGCUUUCCCUGUUGCCCACCACAUGGGGUAUGUUCUCAGGCCCAAGUCUGUGAAAGACAGCCCAAGGUUUGAUGGGACCAGCAUCACUUCCAUCUGAAAAUAACCCAUCAAUCUGUCCUGGGUGUCCAUCUCCCCGCCCUUUCCAUCUCCCGGGGACCCCUUGGAAAUCCAUGUGAUGUGUUGCAGAUAAGAAUAAAAUUAGUCCAGAUCCAGUGUUUAUUAAACUUAUCAGCCCACACCUCUCCUUCCCUGGACCCCCCCAUCCUUCCGAAGCAUCCCCCAACACAGUAAGCACCCCAACUUAAAAUGGACUCUUCUCCCUUUAAACAUUUUGACUUUGCCCACUUGGAUUUAUUUUCACAUCAGUCUCAUUUUGAUCAUGUCAAAUACCAUAAAAAUGUACACCCAACCUACAGGAAUAUCACUUAGAAUGCUUUUUCCUAUUCCACAAAUGGGCUGAAAAGUCAUUUCAAGGAAAGAAGUGAAGGUCUACUCUCAUUUCUUUGGUGUUUUUGCCACACCCUGACCACCAUCCAGCAUUCAGAGACAGUUAUCUUAGUGUGGGGUUGGCCUUGGAUUGUCUAACCCACUCACAGUCAGUCUGCCAAGAAAUCUACCUUCCCUUCCUUCCACUUUCCACAAGUAUCAGAUGGCUUUAUCAUAUCUAAGCCUUUUGGUCUUGAAAUGGACACAGAAAACCUUACAAACACACACCCUACUACUGAUUAGAA
Messenger RNA from Lutra lutra (Eurasian river otter), 3140 nucleotides. RefSeq names its product APOBEC1 complementation factor (gene A1CF). The transcript has 12 exons. The record is from RefSeq and is a predicted model, not a curated record. Gene Ontology annotation, cellular component: nucleus. Gene Ontology annotation, molecular function: mRNA binding. The coding region runs from base 171 to 1949 and encodes 592 amino acids. NCBI's taxonomy places the organism in Eukaryota, Metazoa, Chordata, Mammalia, Carnivora, Mustelidae.